Molecule: messenger RNA, 2724 nt
Organism: Polyodon spathula (Mississippi paddlefish)
Lineage: Eukaryota; Metazoa; Chordata; Actinopteri; Acipenseriformes; Polyodontidae
Product: rho GTPase-activating protein 18-like
Exons: 15
Coding region: 118-2100 (660 amino acids)
Biological process (GO): regulation of small GTPase mediated signal transduction; regulation of actin filament polymerization; signal transduction
Cellular component (GO): cytoplasm
Molecular function (GO): GTPase activator activity
Source: RefSeq, a predicted model, not a curated record
UGCUGAGAAAGGGAAUGGCUUUUUAAUACCCUGUCCUCCUUUAUAACCCUGAAGUAACAGAAGUUGGAAGAGCUAGCCUAGUCCUAGUACUGCUUCAGAAAGUAUGCAGCACACACCAUGAGUAGUCAACAAGAUUCGAAAGGAGUUGUUUUGACCGGGUUUUAUCAGAACAACGACGCUUUGCCUGUAUUGAUAGAUUGUAAGGAUGAAGCUGAACACACCUCGUUAUCAAGCCGGAGAACUGGCCAAUACAACAUUCACAGUCAUGCUAGAAAUGCUGUGGGGAAGCCACCUAACAGCUCGAGCUCCCAGGAUUCCCCUGAUGAGCUGUCAAUGGAUGAUUACUGGACUGAGCUACAGCACAUCCAGAUGAGCAGAGGCAGUGACCAGGAACUGCCUGAAGAAGUGCUCAUGAAAGUGCCUGAUGAAGGGGAGUUGGAAGAGGAGUGGUUGAAGGAAGCAGGUCUAUCGGACCUCAUUGGUGAUCAAGCAGGAGAUCUUCAGGAAAGUAUUGUCUUGCUGUCCACACUAACCCGCACACAAGCGGCAGCUGUGCAAAAGAGGGUUGAGACAGUUACUCAGACUCUGAGGAAAAAGAACAAGCAGCACCAAAUACCAGACGUCAGGGACAUCUUUGGUUUGCCAAGUGCACAAAGUGGAAAGAUCGCUAGUGCUAACAGAACACAGCCUGCUGGGACAAGUGAGAAUGGAAAACAAGAUGCUCAAUCCGAUGGACAAGCAAUAAGCACGUGUGGGAAUGACAAAAGCAGCUUGGAUAUGGCAUUAUCAGAAACUGAUAUCAAUUUAGAUAUUUCUUUCUCGGAGCAGGCAGCCAGCCUCAAAGAGCAGUCAAAGAGCAACGAGCCUCAAGGUGACGAGGAUGAUUCACUGUUAACUAAUUUCAAAAUACCACAAGACAAGACUGGUACAACAAAGAUUGGAGACCUGGCCUCACAGGACAUGAAGAAGGUCCGCUCUCUAGCACUGAUUGAAUUGACUGCACUCUAUGACAUGUUUGGAAUUGACUUCAAAUCUCACAAAGCUGUGAAAAUUAAAAUCAAAGAAUCUGGCCUGUUCGGUGUUCCACUUACAGUUUUACUUGAGCAGGAUCAGAAGAAAGUGCCAGGUACCAGGGUGCCACUUAUAUUGCAAAAACUGAUUUCUCAUAUAGAAGAGGAGGGGCUGGAUACAGAAGGCCUUCUGCGAAUACCAGGAUCUGCAACAAGAGUCAAGAGUCUUUGCCAAGAAUUGGAAGCUAAUUUCUACGAGAGGACGUUUGCCUGGGACAGUGUAAAGCAGCACGAUGCUGCAAGUUUAUUGAAAUUCUUCAUCAGGGAACUGCCACACCCAUUGCUAACCGUGGAAUACCUCAACGCUUUCAUUACAGUGCAAAAACUGCCUACAAGAAAGCAUCAACUCCAGGCCCUGAAUCUUCUGGUGCUUUUUCUCCCAGAGCCAAACCAGGACACCCUAAAGACCCUGCUGGAAUUUCUCCAGAGAGUAAUAGACAGUAAGGAGAAGAAUAAAAUGACAUUGAACAACAUUGCUGUUAUAAUGGCACCCAACCUGUUUAGGUUCAAAGGGUUUCGUUCCAAGAGUGGAGAACAGGAGUUUGCAAUGACUACUGGGACAGCAAACAUCAUGCGUUGGCUGAUAAAAUAUCAGAACCUUCUCUGGUUGAUACCCAAAUUUCUAUUGAAUCAAGUAAGAAAGCAAAACACUGAAAACCAGAAGAAAAUGUCCAGAGAUAAGGCUAUGAAGAAGUUGCUGAAGAAGAUGGCUUAUGACCGGGAAAAGCAUGAGAAACCAUACAGGAGCACAACCAAAACUGAUGCUCUUCAGGGAGUCAUAUGGGUGCAGGCACCACAGUUCUUCAAGGUUUCCAUGGCGAUACAGUUGACUGAGGAUUUAAAAGCUAGUGAUGUACUGGCCAGACUUCUCGGCCAAAUCAGUACUGUUGCCAUCAAGAGAGAAGACAUGUGCCUGUAUGAAAUAGGAGGCAAUAUUGGAGAGCGCUGCCUGGAUGAUGAAACCUACAUGAAGGAUCUGUACCAGUUGAAUCCCAAUGCAGAGUGGGUCAUAAAGUCUCAGUCACGCUAAGGCAAUGGCUGCAACUCUGAAAACAUCUGUUCUGAUGUACAAAAUAGAAGAAAAGACACGACUUAAUCAAGCAGACAAGCAGUAGAUUGAAAACCAUGUAUUUGAAAGGCCAGAGGUCAAAUAACUGGUAGUAGAUAAAAAAUGAACCAACAGUAAUGCCAAAUCCAGAUUACUGUAUAAUGUACGACAAUGCAAAUUGUGCCCAGUUUUUUCCUGUUGAGAAUGAAUGUCUAUGAAGAUGCUGAAAGUUGUGUGUGUACAGUCUGUCUGUGUUUAAGGAUAGGAGUCAUUCUCAAUUACAUUAGUCAAGUGGGGCUUUAAACUGCCCAUAGUCCUAUUCUAUCACUUGUGCUGCAAGCUGCACCCAUGUUUCUUUUUUUUAAGACUGUAAAUUAAGACUGUCAAUGACAGGUAACUCCUGCGAUUUAAUGCAUACAUUUUUUAGUCGAUUUUUUUUUUUUUUAAUGCACGUUAAUCAUACUCUGUCUUUUUCCUCAUUAGCAUGCCUUAAUUCAUUUCCUGUGGCACUAUUUUAGUUCCUGCCAGGAUUCAAUUGAGAGUAGUUAUCAUUUGAAUAUAAAACGAGUCGCGUUAUAUAGCAAAGCACUCAAACUGAAGGAAGUU